CUUGCUCUUGAUAACGAAAGUUCUGUCGGUCUUGCUCUUGUUAACGUCAUUUCAGUCGGUCCUGCUCUUGUUAACUUAAGUUCGGUCGGUUUUGCUCUAAGUAACGUAAGUUCUGUCGAUCUUGCUCUUGUUAACAAGAGUUCAGUCGGUCUUGCUCUUAGUAACGUAAGUUCAGUCGGUCUUGCUCUUAGUAACGUAAGUUCUGUCGGUUUUGCUCUUAGUAACGUAAGUUCUGUCGGUCUUGCUCUUAGAAACGUAAGUUCUGUCGGUCUUGCUCUUAGUAACGUAAGUUCUGUCGGUCUUGCUCUUGUUAACAAGAGUUCAGUCGGUUUUGCUCUUAGUAACGUAAGUUCUGUCGGUCCUGCUCUUGUUAACGUCAUUUCAGUCGGUCUUGCUCUUCUUAAC
Molecule: messenger RNA, 405 nt
Organism: Lottia gigantea (owl limpet)
Lineage: Eukaryota; Metazoa; Mollusca; Gastropoda; Lottiidae
Exons: 1
Source: RefSeq, a predicted model, not a curated record